This is a messenger RNA of Seriola dumerili (greater amberjack), 3506 nucleotides long. RefSeq names its product leucine-rich repeat flightless-interacting protein 1-like. Lineage: Eukaryota; Metazoa; Chordata; Actinopteri; Carangiformes; Carangidae. The transcript is spliced from 6 exons. The record is from RefSeq and is a predicted model, not a curated record. Bases 118 to 1104 code for a protein of 328 amino acids.
GCGUCGACAGUGCACUCAUUGCUGCUGCUGCGUAGGAGACAAACACCAAACACCACUUCACCCAGAGAGCUCGGAGGUGUCUCUUACAUAAACAAAGGCUUAAUAUAAACCAUAAAAAUGCAUUCAGUCACGCUGGACAGCAGUGGUUCUCCAAAGAAGCGGACGUUUUCUCGGGGACUGAGCGAGGACGAGUCUCUCCGCAGCAUUAUAAAAGAGACUGAGAGUUCAUCCAGGCGUCUGACACGAAGCGACAGCCGACCAGGCACCCUGAAGAGGAGGAGCGACAGCCAGCAAUCUGACCAGGAUCUCUUCAUGGGACUCCCAGAAAUGCUGGAGCUGCAGGCCAGCUAUGAUGAGGUGGUGCAGGAGCUGCGUGGGCUGGAGGUCGAGCGAGAGGCUCUGUUGUUCCAGGUGGAUGUCCUGCAGGACACACUGGAGGGCGUAGAGGAGCUGCUGGCUGAGGCCCAGAGGGAAGCUGGACAGGCUACUUUGGAGUUGGCGCGAGAGAAGGAGGCCAAGACGAAGCUGGAGAGCAUGGUCUGCUCUCUGAUGCAAGAGGUGGAGAGAUUAAAAGAGGAAAGGAAUAAACCAUCUGCUCCUGUGAACAGACGUGGAAGUGAAGACGGGGCAACGAGACAAGGACAAGCUGCACACAGAGAAGACAAAGACUCGUCCCUGAGUGAACCUCACAGCAGUGAAAACAGAGGUCAAGCGUCUGAGGAGGAGGGUCAGGGUGAAGAGGCCGAGGAUGAAGGAAGUGGCCUGACAAAGCAGCGGAGGAUGGUCAGUAAGCCCCUGGCCCACAUACCCUCUCUUGCACUGGACAAUCUGGUCUCUGAAGACGGGGUUCUCCGGAGGCCUUACGAAAAUGGUGUCGAUGACGAACGCGAUCCUUCGCCGGACAGGAACGACUCAGACAACUUAAGUGCCUAUGAGGAUGCAUCUGCUGAGACUCCAGAGCAGGACAGGAUCUUUCCAGGGGAUGGCGACACUUUUGAGCUGCCUGAUGAUUCAGAAAAUAAAGAGAAACGUCCAACCAACAACUGUCAGGUCAAAGACGGUGAGACCCAAGACCCCAAAAGUGAUGCCUGCGUUGUGUCUUAACUUCAUCUGUUUUAUCUACUGCUGGGGAAAAGGACAGAGAUUAUCAUUGAUCAUUUGGUCAAAUUCAAGAGCUCUUUGCUAGUUAUCAAAAUCUGAUCUUCAUGUUCUUAACUUUGCAGCUAUCGACAACACCCAGAGUUACUGUAAUUAGAGCUUCAACGAUAAAUCAUUUAAUUGAUCAAAGGAAAAUUACCUUCAGCGAUUUAGAUAAUCAAUUAAUUGUUUCAGUCAUUCUUCAAGCAAGAAUGCCAAACACACGCUGGUUUCAGCUUCUCAAAUGAGGAUUUGCUGCUUUACUUUAUGGAUUACUGGUGGAACAAACACUGGUGAAGACAAAACUUUGGGCUCUAAAAAACUGUAAUGAUCAUUUUUUAUUAUCAUAAUCAUCAUGUUAUAGACAGAAUUUCCUAUUGAUUAUUCUAAAAAAAUAAUCUACGGAUUAAUUUAUAAUGAAAAAAGUCAUUAGUUGCAGCCCUUUCUGUAAUACACUGUAGUAUAAAUUAAGAUUUACUUCAAUUCACAAUAAAGAAACUCAGGAUCCAGGUGGUUUACCAUUUCCACAAAUGACUACUUUAUAUAAUUUGACAAUUAUGUCUUUUAAUAUCUGUCUUAAUUGUUUUGUUUUUUUUUUAAUCUGUGUAUACACAUGGAAGUACUCCAUGCUGCCUUGGCUGUGUAUCUGUUUGGUCAUCUUUUAAGAAAGUUUGUUUGUAUACUAACAGCUGCCAAGACACAAAUCAGGAUUUACCUGUGUACAAAAUACAGUGAGCUCUGUAAGUAUUUGGACAGGGACUGUUGCUGUUACGGCUUCAACCAUACCUGCACAUGUAGUCCGACCAUUUUAGCAAUUAAAUUUGCUUUUCAAAAUGGGAUGAGUAUAGUCUCGCGUACAAUAAAAUAACAUCAUCUGCAGUUAAAGAUAUUUGGUCUGACUGUCCUCAGUUGUAGAGCUCACUGUAAAGAAGGUUUACGUCAUGUUUGACAUUGCUCUUUGACAGCUAAGAUCAGAUGCUGAUAAUCAAAGGCGAAGGUUACAAGAGGGAUUUUUUUACAUAAGGGAAAUGCCAUCUAUUUACUGUCUCACUGAUUCCACAAGAACAUUUUUUAAAAUUUUAUUUUCAUACUGUCCCUUGUUCCUGUUUUGUUUUGAAAAUUUUGAGAAAUUGGCUGCAUUUGCACUUUCUAAAGUUCUUGUAUUGUGGCAAAAAAUUUGUCAGAUUACAUUAGAAACAACAUUCCCUUUAUAACCAAACACGUCAGCGGGAAGUAAACAGCUGACCUGCCGCAGGCUGUUUUCUCUCUGACUGCAUGGUGAUACUGUAUGUUUGCACAUUUGCAGUGAAACUUGCUGAAAUAAGUCUCUUUGGAUGUCUUUGAUUGCUGUACACACUGUAUUUAAUCGCAAUUUUUAUGUGUAUUUUUUACAAUGUUACAUUUCUUUUUUGUAAUGCUUGAGGCAAGAGUAGACUCUUUCACCUCAUUUGUAAUAGUUUGCAUGAGCAACUGCUAAUGAAUAUUGAUUUCCAAACUACACAUGAAUUGAUCUGUCAUUUAAUAGUACUUUUGCAUGCAGUACUUUCACACACUUAGAUCAAAGUAUUAUUAAAAUAAGUUGUUUACUGCGAAAAAUUGGUUUAUUAAAAGCAUUUUCAAUUUUAAUCUUGUUUGCAAAACAUGCAUCAUUCCUGAGUUGGAUCUUUUACAACAGUUUUGAGGGAACAUAUCAUGUGACACUGAAAUCUUUUAAAUGAAAAUCACAAUUUUGAUAAGUGAUUCUGACGUACGGUUGGUUGACAAAAGUGUAAAGAUAUUAAUACAUUUAUGGAAAUCUGAAAAAAGGUAGAAAGUUUGCAGUUGCUGUAUUUAGCUGCAUAUGAUGUUUCAGGUUUAAGCCUAUUGUUUGUCUUUUGCAUUACUUUAAUCACACAUGCCUGUUUCAAAACAAUGCUGGUUCACAUGCCAAUACUUGAUUCUCUGUUGUGCCGACUGCCAUUGUUCACAGACCACUGGAGUCACAAGCAGCUCAGAUGACUUGCUCUUUUUACACAAAGUGAGCUGAUGGGAAAUUACUGUUACUGUAUCAUCAACAAGUCCAUUUCCUGUUUAUUCAAAGGCUUUUUUUGUAAUGUCACAAUAUCAGGGAAAACUGCUUCCCUGAUACUGGGACACACAGCAGUGACUUUUGAUAUUGUAUUGAGUAAUCAAAUUGUUUUUGUGUUUUACUUUCAGACAACAAUGCAAAAAAUAUGUUCUUACUGUACUUCAGUGCAUUUUAUGGGUCUAAAUAUUUUUGACUCCAGAGCUUUGAAUUGAAUGUUCAGAUGUUACAGUAAAUGACAUAAAUUUAUACUUGUACCUGAUAUAACAUUUCAGACAUAUCAAAAUAAAAAGAGUUAAGAAUG